Messenger RNA from Bicyclus anynana (squinting bush brown), 2356 nucleotides. RefSeq names its product atlastin. The transcript is spliced from 11 exons. The coding region runs from base 205 to 1785 and encodes 526 amino acids. Gene Ontology annotation, biological process: endoplasmic reticulum organization; protein homooligomerization. Lineage: Eukaryota; Metazoa; Arthropoda; Insecta; Lepidoptera; Nymphalidae. The record is from RefSeq and is a predicted model, not a curated record. Gene Ontology annotation, molecular function: GTPase activity; GTP binding.
CACCGCCCCGUACGCUCGGAGCUCGGACAUGACGGCAUGACAUCAUACAGCCUUCUCUAUACUUGUUGUAUUACGUUUUAGUACGAACGGCGCUCCCGAGCGUGAGCAACGCUAACACGCGAAUAUCAUCUUAAUGAGUAAUGAAAUAGAGCUGUAGUAAUCACUUUCUCCUUUAAUCGAAGCAUAAACUAAAACAAAUAGGACAUGGAGGACUUGAAGUCAGGCCGUGGGGUCCAAGUGGUGACCCCGGGAGAAGACCACACGUUCUCCCUUGAUGUAGAAGCGCUGGAGGCGCUGCUGCUGCGCGAGGAUAUCAAGGAUCGCUCCGUUGUCGUCAUCUCAGUGGCUGGCGCCUUCAGGAAGGGCAAGUCGUUCUUGCUCGACUUCUUCCUCCGGUACAUGCAGCAUAAGUACAACCUGGGCGGCAGCGGCGAGUGGAUGGGCGCGGAGAACGAGCCAUUGAGCGGAUUCAGCUGGCGCGGCGGCUCCGAGCGCGACACGGCCGGCCUGCUGCUGUGGUCGCAGCCCUUCAAGGCCACCCUUGAUAGUGGGGAGAAGGUAGUGGUGUACCUGAUGGACACUCAGGGCACGUUUGAUAGCGAGUCCACGGUGCGCGACAACGCGACCAUAUUCGCGCUGUCCACCAUGCUGUCGUCGGUGCAGAUCUACAACUUGUCGCAAAACAUUGAGGAGGACGACUUGCAGCACUUACAGUUAUUCACAGACUACGGGCGUCUGGCGCAGGAGAGCAGCGGCGGCAAGCCCUUCCAGCGGCUGCAGCUGCUGGUGCGCGACUGGAGCUUCCCUUACGAACACGCGUACGGCGCGGAGGGGGGACGGGAACUGCUCGACAAAAGACUCACGGUCCACGAAGGUCAGCACCACGAGCUGCAGUCCCUAAGGAAGCACAUAGCGAGCUGCUUCGAAGAGCUGGCCUGCUUCUUGAUGCCGCAUCCCGGCCUGAAGGUCGCUACCAACCCUGAAUUUAAUGGAAAGCUUUCUGACAUAAGCCAAGAUUUCAAGAAUUCCCUCAGACAGUUCGUGCCAAUGCUGCUCGCACCAGAGAACUUGAUACUCAAAAGGAUCGGCGGACAAAAGUUAAAAUCGAAGGAUCUCUGGCUGUACUUCAAGUCUUACAUGAACAUUUUCAACGGGUCCAGUUUACCUGAACCUAAAACUAUUUUAGAGGCGACAGCAGAAGCAAACAACCUGUCAGCAGUGGCGGAGGCUAAGGAAGUGUACGAGACAAUAAUGGAGGAGCUGGCCGGCGGCAGCAAACCGUACCUGCAGCCCCAACUCCUGGAGGAGGAGCAUCGGCGCGCGAGGGACAAGGCGCUGCACAGCUUCCACUCUAAGAAGAAAAUGGGAGGAGAUAGCUUAUCAGAGACAUACAGCAUUAAGUUGACCAAGGAACUAGAGGAUCAGUUCGAACAGUACAGACAAUACAAUGCGGAAAAGAAUCUGCUCCGCAAGCUAGGUCCGCUGGCGGUGCUGUGCGCGCUGGCGCUGCUCUGCUACCUGCUGUCGGUGCUGGCCGGAGUGCUGGGCCUGCAGACUGUGGUGGUGCUGGCGCAGACGGCGGCCAUUGGCUGUGUGGGCAUGCUGCUUGUGUGGUGUUACGCUAGAGCAACAGGCAACCUAAGUGAACUGGGCUCGCAGGUGGAUCACAUAGCAGAUUCUGUGAUGGAACUAGCAGCACAAUACGCGGGUCGGCAGGCAACCGCCGUGGCUCUAAGCUACAGUGAAGAGAAAAUGAGCUACAGCGCAGACAAAAAGCAAUCGUAGCACUGUACAAUUAAGAGCUAUUUCGUCGAGUACUAAGCCAAUCAUGUCUUAUCGAGUGUGAUGUACAAUAAUUUAUUUUAUAAAUCAGGAAUUGUAAGAACGUUCGUCCGUUCGUUAUCAACCCAUAUUCGGCUCACUGCUGAGCUCGAGUCUCCUCUCAGAUUGACAGGGUUUAGUUAGGCCAAUAGUCCACCACGCUGGCUCAAUGUGAAUUGGCAGAUUUCACACACGCAGAGAAUUAAGAAAAUUCUCUGGUACGCAGGUUUCUUCAGGAAAUGAGUAAUUAGUAUAAUUAACCUAUUAACCACAUCAUUAUUUUUUUAACUAGGUAUUAUAAAUGACUUCGGCUGCGUUCCAGAAAUCUCAAUAAGAGCUUUUUAUUUAUGUAUGAUAAGUUUAAUGUCAUAAUAGGUUACUUAUUACUUAUAUUGGAUACAAUCAUGCAGUACCUAUGUAGGUACAUAUUAUUUGAAAUAUGAAUUAGGUACUUACAUAUGUGCUUCCUUAAUAUAAAAAGUGGACAUUUUUAUUUUUAUACUAUGAAUGUAAUAUUAAAUUGUUUUUCAAAUAA